Tigriopus californicus is the source of this 717-nucleotide messenger RNA. It is a transcript of the gene DCTN6-p27, whose product is annotated as dynactin subunit 6-like. Gene Ontology annotation, cellular component: dynactin complex. Bases 85 to 654 code for a protein of 189 amino acids. Gene Ontology annotation, molecular function: dynein complex binding. Gene Ontology annotation, biological process: mitotic spindle organization. NCBI's taxonomy places the organism in Eukaryota, Metazoa, Arthropoda, Copepoda, Harpacticoida, Harpacticidae. The record is from RefSeq and is a predicted model, not a curated record. The transcript is spliced from 2 exons.
CCGCAUAGUGUCAGACCAAUCAUGCUGAAGGUGGCUUGUUAUGAUGAUGAGUAGUGUUGUCCGUUUGUCUUUGAAGUUGUCAGGAUGAGUAGUGGCCACGGCCAUCACAGUAGCGAAGUGAGCAUCAGUCCCGGGGCCGUGGUGUGCAAGGAGAGCAUUUUGGUGGGGGAGAUCACGAUUGGUGCCCGCACUGUGGUCCAUCCCAAAGCCGUAAUCAAGGCCUUGGCCGGGCCCAUCCUCAUCGGGGAAAACAACUUGAUCGAGGAUCAAGCCCGCAUUGUCAAUGGUCGGGAUGAAGGCGAGGCGCGCGAGGCGUCCGAGAAAAGGGACAAGCAAUCCGUCAUGAUUAUUGGCAACCACAACGUGUUCGAAGUGGACUGUCACAGCACUGCUCUCAAGAUUGGUGAUAACAAUGUCUUGGAGUCAAAAUGUUUCGUGGGACGAUCCACGGAACUGACCAACGGAUGCAUCGUGGGAGCUGGCUGUCAGAUCGACACCGAGGAGGUCCUGCCUGAAAACACCGUAAUAUACGGCUCACAGAAUCAUCGGCGACGCCAGGGCGACCGACCCGCUCCUCAAACUCUUCAAAUCGAUUUCCUUACCAAAGUAUUGCCCAACUAUCAUCAUCUAAAGAAGCCGACCAAGAAGAUGUAAAACAGUUCCAUUUCUUGUUCAUGGGCUCUUGGAAAGAAAUAUUUAUGCACUGAUUGAAGUUUC